This is a messenger RNA of Phascolarctos cinereus (koala), 3371 nucleotides long. RefSeq names its product activating transcription factor 7 interacting protein 2 (gene ATF7IP2). Gene Ontology annotation, molecular function: transcription coregulator activity; protein binding. Gene Ontology annotation, cellular component: nucleus; transcription regulator complex. NCBI's taxonomy places the organism in Eukaryota, Metazoa, Chordata, Mammalia, Diprotodontia, Phascolarctidae. Gene Ontology annotation, biological process: regulation of DNA-templated transcription. The record is from RefSeq and is a predicted model, not a curated record.
GCCGUUCUCGGUAGGGGGCAGGCUCCCCAGUGCCUCCCCCUCCCUCCGCCCCAGCUCUGGGCUCAGACCUCGGAGCAAAAACAGGAGAUGAAAAAUGGCAAGUCCAGAUCCACCUGCACAGAAGAAACUAAAAGCUAAAAAGACUAUACCUACAAGUUGCCGGAAACAAAUACAUAUAGUGCAUAAAUCAGGAAAUACUGAGCCACUGAAAGCAGUACCUAAGAAUAAUGUACAUAGUGGAAAUCAGCAGCUAAGCACUGAUGUCAUGCAUAGGAAAAAUGAAAAUUCUAACAUGAAGUGUUUCUUAUUGGACUCAAGGAGAAAAAUAAUACUCCCUCAGGAAAAUGAAACAUUUCCUCAAGAUUUAGCAAAAUCACUAAAAACAGUAAAGAGCAACUCAGAGAUGAACUUUGUCAGUGAACGAGUUAUUGAUGCAAACAGGCCAGCUGAAACAGAAGAUUCUUGCAAGAAGCUUUCUGUACAAGACUCAAGUGACUCACAGCAAACUUCAUGUGGUUCUGAACACAAAACUAAUGAAAAAAGAUUUUCAUUUGAGCAAGCUAAGGUUGAUUUGAAUCUAAAACCAAAUAGUAGCUUAUCUGGCUCACUGAAUGAUUUAAUUGACAAGUCAGAUGAUAUAUUAGGCAGUCAUGUAGAAAAAGCUUUUAACAGUAUUGAGAAUGGUAAAGAAAAUAACCAGGUGGGUUCCAAGUUAGAAAUGACCUCACAGUCAGAAUCACAUGUUACACAGCAGAGUGAAGCCAUUUCAGUUAAAAGUUCAAAUUCUCAUCUUCUGGCUGACAAGGCAUCUGAUUUGAAAAGAUCAGUUCAGGCCAGGAAGGAUACAAGUGAUUUUUUGAAGACCCAAGCAUACAAUCAAACUGAUCAUUCAAGUACUUCAGACCGUGGAAGUACAGUCUCAGCAUGGCAUUCGUCACUUGACACUAAUAGCAGCACCUCAAAGAAAAGGGUACUUUCAGGAAAUAAAGAGAAUGUUAAGCGCAUGAAAACUUCAAAUGAAAUUAAUGAGAACAUCUGUGUUGUGGGAAAAGAAAGCUCAGUAUUUGAACAGGUUAAAUGCUUGAUUCAGCAGGAAGUCUGUGUUGUAAAUUACACAAUAUUUGACCAUAAGCUGAAGGAACUAAAUGAGCGAGUCGACAAGACCCAAUGCAGAAAAAAACACGAAGCAAUAGCUAUCGAACUUCUUAGAAAAAUAUCAAAACUUGAUAGAUGUAUUAAAGCUGCAUUAACAAGUAAGAGGAUUGGAUUAGAAUCAAAUAUGCCAGCCCAAAAUAUGGAUUGUAAGGUCAUAAAUUCAAAGACUGUCAUAUUGAAUAAGAAUCAGGGGGCUGAGAGGGAAAACCCAAGUAAGAAAUUGACUUCUUUGAAGAAUAAAUCAUCCAGACCUUCAGAAAUGUCUACUCAAGAAGCAAAGCAAAAGAAUAAUUUGACUUCAGAUCGUGUCAAAGUUGUAUCUGAAAGUAACAAUGCUGAUGUUGUGCUGAUUUCUGAGGAAAAUAGUAUUUUGAAAGCUCCAGUAACAAGGACAACAGAUGUUGAAAAAAUGGUAUUGGCAAAUUCAAAUGAUUCACUUGGUUCUAAAACUAAAUCAAAGGCUUCAGGAGAAAAAACGAAAGUUGAGCAUUUCGUGAUUGACCUGACAGAAGAAGCCAACUUAAAUUGUAAAACAGCAACUUCAGUGGAAGUCCUGGAAUUGCCUGUGGCAACCAAUGAAAACUUGAAGAAGAAGAACUUACUGGUACAAGAUUCAACACAGGUCGUGGAAUCAUUUGAGCACCUUCCUUCACUACCAGAGCCACACCAGCACCCUGUUCUCACAGGGUCCAACGACUCUCUUCCUCCCCAGAAGUUUGAGCUAAGACUAAAACGGGUACUUAAGCCAAAAGGCAUAGCAUUGACUUGGAACACUUCUCAUAUUAAUCCCAGGUGUGCCCCUGUUGAAAGCUAUCACCUUUACGUAUGCCACGGUAACACUAGCAAGAGCAAAACAACUUGGAAGAAAAUCGGAGAAAUUAAAGCUUUACCUCUCCCGAUGGCAUGUUCUUUAUCUCAGUUCUUGUCUUCUGGCACAUAUUAUUUUACUCUACAAGCAAAAGAUAUUUAUGGACGGUAUGGACCUUUUUGUGAUAUCAAAUACAUCCACGGACUCUCUGAAGAUAAUAUUAAAGAAUCACAAGUCCUUCCUACUUAAAUGUUUCAUAAGAAGCUAGGCCAUUUCACAUCUAAGUUGUUUGUUCUUAUACAUUAAUAUUCUAGUGGCAGCUAAAAGUGUACGUGGUAUUUAACUGGCCAGUUCUUAAUUGUGAACCCUCCAUACUACGAAUUAACUUCUCCAGUGCUUUGUAAAGGGCUCAGUCUGUGACUGAUAUUCAGUAGUGCAUCUUCUAAGAGGGGAACAUGACACGUGAGGAAUAUGUUCAAGAUAAUGCCUUUCUCUUUGUUGGUAGUGUUUAGUGAGAUAUAUAUAUGUAUAUGUGUGUGUGUAUAUAUAAUAUAUAUAUAUACACAUACAUACAUACAUAUAUAUAUAUAUAAAUAAAAGAGUUGACCAGUUCAGAAAAAUGUUUAGUCAUGUAAUUAAAAUAGAGCUUCCUAAAAGGCAUUUCCAUUAAAGGGGUUUUUUUUCAAAUGCAUUUAUAUUCCAUGGAGUGCUACUUUUUGUUUUAUGUGCUGAAUAUAUGUUAAACUUUUUUUUUUUGGCUGUGCUGUAAUUAUAUCAGAAAAUUGUCUGGAGGGUUGGUUUGGUAAACUCAGGCAGCUAAAUAGAGGGGUAGCCAAAGCACUGAACUACAUGAACCAAAAUCCAGUGUCAUAAGUUUCUCCUUGCCCCUCAACAAACUCUUCCUGAGCACAAACGAAGGGCAGUACAGAAUUCCACACUUCAUUUAUGCUGUAAGAGGCAGAAUCUGAUUUUGCAUCCUCACUGCUGCUUGUAUCCUACUGGUCCGUGCUGUAUGGGGCAUGGAGAGACUUGACCAGAUCACCUCCCUUCACUUCUGUUUCAUACCCAGUCCAAGUAUACAACCUGGGCUUCCCAGCUCUGUAUUUGCCUUGGCCCUCACUGACCCAGUCACUUACAAAUGCUACGGGAAGUUACUCAGAAAACCAGACUGACUCCCAGAAUGCACUCAGCAAUUCUUUCAAGUUAUGGUGCUCAAUACUCAGAGUCAUGUCCUUAAACCAAAGACCAACAUCAGUUCUGAGGCUACUUCCUAAUGUUCCUAAAUUCCCCUGUAGAAUUAUAGGCACCAUCUUGUUGCAGCCUCUCAUGUACAAUUAUUUUUUCCUCUUCUCUUAGCUCCAUACCAUCCCAAGCUCCUAAUAAAUAGUACUACUCAUUGAUUCAUUCA